AUGAGCAAUUUAUCAACAAAGUCGACUGGAACUUCCAGUUCUCGUGCGAGAGGAAGAGUUUUCGGUGUGCCAAAGAGAUGUUGGUGCGGGGAAGCUGUUGUGGCAUUGAUCUUGAUCUCGAAAUCUGAUCCGAAUCCUUACCGGAGAUACUACCGUUGUAGUUUUGUUGCAACAAAUAAGCUUCGGAACGAUGAACACACGUUCAAGUGGGUCGAUGAAGCUUUGCUGAAUGAGGUAGAUGCAUUGAUCUCGAGGAAUGCUGGACUUGAGCAACAGCUGAAAGAGCUUAGGACAGAGAGGUUGGAGUUUGAUACUAUGGUUUAUGAGAAGAUGGAGAAAGAGGUCUUGGAGAAGGUUGAAGAUGGUUUAGGUGAAGCCAAAUCAUGGAAUAAAAAGAUGAUGAGUGUUAUAUUGUUAGUCUGUAUGGUCAUGAUUGGACUAAGCAAAGUAGUUGGUUGA
Molecule: messenger RNA, 459 nt
Organism: Camelina sativa (false flax)
Lineage: Eukaryota; Viridiplantae; Streptophyta; Magnoliopsida; Brassicales; Brassicaceae
Molecular function (GO): zinc ion binding
Source: RefSeq, a predicted model, not a curated record